ACUGUAUUCUGAGGCAGGCAGCUGACCUGGCACUUUUUUUAAAUGGAUUUUAACCUUUUUAAACUGUGUGGGCUAUCUCCCUUUUACCAGUCACUUUUUAAGGCAUGGACUUGUUUUGAGUGGAAGAGACCAGGACCCGCGUGCUCCCUACACUGGCCGCUUCAAGAACCGCUGGUGUACGGGGCCAGGCUGGACAUUUAGGACUGCUCAACACCAGGUCUGACCAGCAGGCUGUGCUCCGCCAGAGUCACGACCCAAAGGAGACUGGUGGAGGUGGCCGGCCCUGGGCUGGGGGAUUCUUCUGCGGUGGCUUCUCGACUUGGGCUGACAUCCAUCCGACAGAUCUCGAGGUUCCUGAGGACCUGGGCGGAGAGGCUGACGGGACGAGGUGGGGAUGCUGCAGGAGUACGGCAGGGGAGAGGAGGCUACCGACGCGACAGAUCCCUUUCCGGAUCUCGGAUGUGUUCCGAGGCUGAGCGAGGUCUCGGGACCACUGUUCAGAGAAGCUGAUCGCAAGAUAUUGGACUUCAACAUGCUAAAAGGGAAAAUUAUAUAUGCAGCAUGUGUGAAGGUGAGUUUGACCAGAGAGCUGACACGGUGUGGAGGCAGAAGCUGAGCGGGGGCGUCGAGGUGAACCCGUGUUGGAGGGUUCUGUACAAACCCCCCAUAAAGAAGAGAACUGGGGAUCUAGGCUACAGUGGAGAAUCCUACACGGGGCCAUUGCUGUGAAGAGGUAGAAACCGUGUUCCACUGUUUUUAUUUCUGUGAGAGGCUCUGUAACCUUUUUAAUACACUGCAAGAUGUCUUUAAAGGGUUUGGGGAGACCUGGUCCAGGACCACGUUCAUCUUCGGAGCCAACUAUGGGAAGGUGAAGGCCUCCAAGUGGAAGCCGCUGAACCACCUGGUUGGAGAAGCUAAACUGGCGGUGUAUACAAGCAGGAAGAACAAGGUGGAGGGCAGAGCAGGGCAGGAGGCCCCAUCUUCACCUCCCGCGUCAGUCAGCAUUUGGGUCGAUUUUAAGCUUUUUUAGCAGCACGAACAACACGCAAGGUUUCUGCAAAAAGUGGUGCUACGACAAAGUGUGGCUGAAGGCGAACUCGUGUUGAAGCUCCUUUUGAUGCAAAGUGAGGAGCAACUGUUUAUUUUUGUUGUUUUAAUGCAAUGAUUAUGGUUUCCUGUUCAUUCAUGUUGCAACGAGUAAAAUAAAUGUAUUCUAAAAAUCAAAAAAAAUCUCUGUCUCUGUCUCUCUGCCUGCCUCUCUGUCUCUCUCUAUCUCUUUCUCUCGCGCGCACACACACACGCACGCACGCGCGCACACGCACACACGCGUGAUCGAUCCCUCCAGUCUUCCUGGUCUCUGAUAGUCCUCCAGCGGUUCUCUUCGACCCUGCAGGUCGUGGUGGUGUCAGUGAGUCGGCGUGCCGGUCUGGUUCUGGUUCUGGUUCCUUCUGGUUCCGGCUGCUGGUUCCCGAACUUUUCGGAGUGGAGCUUCGUGUCGGGUGAACUGGUCGCGUCUUUGGCCACCUGGCUCCGUGGGUCCGGAUCCGUUCCGCCUCAGGUCUGUUUCACACCGAAACCCCGAACCCGAAGCUGCUCGAGACGAAGUGGUCCGGUCCGGUUCUGUUAGCAGCUAAGCUACCAGGUAGCUGUUAGUCUGAGUUAGCAGCUAGCAGCUAGCAGCUAGCCCGACCGCCUCGGUCCUCCUCAUGCCGGCGAUGCUGGAGAGAAACCCGGAGGCUCCAGGGAAGAGGAAAGGCAGAGGCCCGACGGGGAGCGGCGGGCCCCUGGCCGCAGUACACCACGGCGGGAAGAGCCUGUCCGGGAAUGGAACCAGCACCAACAGCUGCUGGGAAGAAGGGAGCUCCGGGUCCAGCAGCGACGAGGAGCAUGGGGGAGGAGGGAUGCGGGUCGGACUGCAGUACCAGGCCGUGGUUCCGGACUUUGACCCGGAAGUGUCCCAGGCGGCUCAGCUCAGAGAGAACCUCGGCAUGCUGGUCUGGAUCCCGAGCAGCUUCCUGAACCAGACUCAGUUGGACGAGUACAUUGCCAUCGCCAAAGAGAAACACGGAUACAACAUGGAGCAGGCUCUCGGGAUGCUCUUCUGGCACAAACACAACGUGGAGAAGUCUCUGGCCGACCUGCCCAACUUCACCCCGUUCCCUGACGAGUGGACGGUGGAGGACCGAGUCCUGUUUGAGCAGGCCUUCAGCUUCCACGGCAAGAGCUUCCACCGCAUCCAGCAGAUGCUACCUGACAAGUCUAUGGCCAGUCUCGUUCGAUUUUAUUACUCGUGGAAGAAAAGUCGCAGUAAAACGAGUUUGAUGGACCGACAGACACGCAAACACAAGAGAGAGAGAGACGACAGUGAGGACGAAGUCGUGGACAGGAACUUGGCUCUUCCCAGUGACUCCGAGCUCGACCCAAAUAAAGACGACAAGAAGGAGCUGAGUUCUGGAUCAGAGAGGUCAGAGGUCAAACCAGCUCCUGGGCCCAAGACAGGUAGCAAGGCGUCCCAGCGGUUGAAGAAGCGACCUCCUAAAGGAAUGUUCCUGAACCAGCAGGACGUCGUGUCUCUCUCGUCUUCGUCGGCUCAGGGACUCAUCCGACAGCUGGACUGUCAACUGGUCUCCAUAAAGAGACAGAUCCAGACCAUAAAACAGUCAAACGGUUCCCUUAAGGAGAAAAUCAGCUCAGGAGUUGAUGAGUACAAACAGCCUGAGGUGACUCAGAAGUUUAACACUCGUUGGACCACAGAGGAGCAACUGCUGGCUGUACAAGCCAUCAGGAAGUAUGGGCGGGACUUUCAGGCCAUCUCCGAUGUGAUUGGUAACAAGUCGGUGGUUCAGGUGAAGAACUUCUUGGUGAACUACAGACGGAGGUUCAACCUGGACGAGGUUCUUCAGGAGUGGGAGGCUGAGCACGGGAUGGAGGCGGGAGACGGGGGCGGAGCAGAGGACGACAAGAUGGAGGACAAGAUGGAGGAGUGUCCUGCUGAGGAGGAGGAGUUCACAGCCAUGGAAACCAAAGAGGACUCGUCCUCUCCAUUGGACUCCCAGAAGCCUCUUCCGUCUUGACUCCUCUGGUUCAAAGACGUCUUCAUGACUUUAUUAUGCGACUGCGUUGGACUUUUAUUGGUCAGGUGUGAGCGUUGUGUCAUGAACGUGUCGUCACUGCCAUUCAGAAUUCAAAGUGGGUGGGGCCUGUUUAUGUUUUGUUUUUGGGGGUGGGGCUUCGCUCUGUUGGAUGAUGUCACUCAGGUCGGAGGCUUUGACAAACACUUCAUUAAUAAACAAAUCUGUUUCUUC
This is a messenger RNA of Pseudoliparis swirei, 3305 nucleotides long. RefSeq names its product REST corepressor 1 (gene rcor1). Gene Ontology annotation, biological process: regulation of transcription by RNA polymerase II; negative regulation of DNA-templated transcription. NCBI's taxonomy places the organism in Eukaryota, Metazoa, Chordata, Actinopteri, Perciformes, Liparidae. The record is from RefSeq and is a predicted model, not a curated record. Gene Ontology annotation, molecular function: transcription corepressor activity. The transcript has 13 exons. The coding region runs from base 1707 to 3074 and encodes 455 amino acids. Gene Ontology annotation, cellular component: histone deacetylase complex; transcription regulator complex.